CUAACACGAGAACGGUUUCUAAAGCUUACGAUCAUCAUCGCACUGAUGUGUCGUUGAAAACACGCGCUUUCAAUGUUUUUUUGGUUGUCGGUGAUUGCGUGUUGGUCGGUUUACAGUUCCAAGAGCUCUCUGUUUUAGCAUUGUGAGGUCCCAUAUUCGGAACAAACCAUUGAGAAAUUCGGGAGCUAAUAAAGGGUAGGAUGAAGGAGCUGGAUUAUAUUGAAUCGGAUAUUUUGGCCUACCAUGUUCUUUCUUUGACUACAAGGGUCGUUUAUCGUGAUGUUUACUUCUGCUGGUUUUUCGCUUGAUUGGGCCUAUACUUGUAUAUAUGUCAAAAGUUGACGGCAAAUUCGAAUUUAGUCCCAUUAGUGUUAAUUUCUUGACUGAGUUAGCAAAAGUUGCAUUUGCAGUAGUAAUGCUAUGCUUACAGGCUCGAGGCCAGAAGGCUGGUGAGAAGUCUCUUCUCUCUUUCUCCACAUUGUUCCAGGCUGCUCGGAACAAUGUGCUUCUGGCUGUUCCAGCUCUGCUUUAUGCUAUUAAUAACUACCUGAAGUUUAUUAUGCAGUUAUAUUUUAACCCUGCUACUGUAAAGAUGCUGAGUAACUUGAAGGUUUUGGUAAUUGCAAUCUUGUUAAAGAUGAUUAUGAAACGUCGUUUUUCCAUAAUUCAGUGGGAGGCUCUUGCACUAUUGCUUAUUGGCAUCAGUGUGAAUCAGCUGCGCACUUUGCCGGAAGGUACAACAGCUUUGGGUCUUCCAGUGACAACAGGCGCAUAUUUGUAUACCAUGAUUUUCGUCACUGUUCCUUCACUGGCUUCUGUCUACAAUGAAUAUGCUUUGAAGAGCCAAUUCGAGACUAGCAUUUAUCUUCAGAAUUUGUUUUUGUACGGAUAUGGUGCGAUCUUCAACUUCCUAGGCAUACUUGGAACUGCCAUUUUCAAAGGACCUGACAGUUUGGAUAUCUUACGGGGACACUCACGAGCAACAAUGUUUUUGAUAUGCAACAAUGCAGCUCAGGGAAUCCUGUCUUCGUUUUUCUUCAAGUAUGCAGAUACAAUUCUGAAGAAGUAUUCAUCAACUGUUGCCACUAUUUUUACUGGAAUAGCAUCUGCUGUUCUGUUUGGACAUACCCUUACAAUGAACUUUAUUUUAGGAAUCUCUAUUGUGUUUAUCUCGAUGCAUCAGUUCUUUUCACCUCUUGCAAAGGUCAAGGAUGAGACACAAAACGAUAGUUUGGAAAUGGAUUCUCAGAAAAACUACAGGUCAAAGGAUGGAUCCUUCAUAAAUAUGGCCGCUGGAGCAAAUGAAGAUGCUAGCCAUCGCGUUGGACCUGAUGAGAAAGAACCCCUUCUUCCACGUUAGGUAUUACAGGUACGCACUCUCCUGGCACUUUUUUGCCCUGUUGAAUGAUAUCUGCAAUAUAAUGAUUACAUUUGCAGUCUCAGUUGUCAGACAGGUUGAUACAUAGCGGACUUUCAAUAUUUAGUUGAUAUGUUUCAGCGUCUUUGAUGGGUGGUUUUAGAGAAGGUGUUAAGACCUGUGUCAUUUACUAAUAUGCCCUGGCCAAACUUUAGGUCUGCUAUUUGAUCCCAUUUAAAUUGAUGAUGCCUUUAGACAAAUCAGGUUUAUACCUAAAAGUAUUUGGCACAACCUACUCUAUAUUCCUAAUUAAAUAUUCAAUAAUAUUAUCUUAGCAUCCCGAUCAUGUAUUUGGCUGAAGCCCACAUGCAAGACUCUUGUCUUUUGUCAAUGGAUGUAGGCAUUUGCCAGUGAUAUCAUUA
Molecule: messenger RNA, 1779 nt
Organism: Nicotiana tabacum (common tobacco)
Lineage: Eukaryota; Viridiplantae; Streptophyta; Magnoliopsida; Solanales; Solanaceae
Source: RefSeq, a predicted model, not a curated record